UUUUAUUCUGGAUCAUUUCGCACUUUUGUAAUUUUCCAUAACGUCAUGUUGGAAUUGGAACAUAUCCAGCUAAGAAAUAAGAAAUUAUAAAUAUAAAUAUCUUAUUAGUGUGUACUUUGUUACUUUCACGACUUUAUACUGAUUCCAGAUAAGUAUUUAAUAAAACAAAUUAACGGUGCGCAAUUUCGUACGCCCUCCUAUUAAGCGACCAAUCACAGCUCGACUUUGAGAAACUGACAAAACCAUCAACCAAUCAGCGAGGUCAAUACAGAGUAUGGGUGGGAACCCCCGUAACCUCAGGGAAGUGAACUGUGAAACUUGGUGGGGGAGUAGACGAAGUUGUGUUUAUGAAAGCUAAACUUGUGACGGUUUGGUCAUGUUUUGUUUGUCUCACUCAGGCUAAUAUUAGCGAUAAGGUUGUUAACAGACUUUUUAUCAAACCGAUGUUAUUAGGGGCCUCCGAACGGUGAACUAUUGCGACGUUAAAUUUAGCUUCCUGAACUGAAGCUGAACGCUGAGUAACCAGAGGCCAGCAGCCUAUCAGGACACCGAAGGUGACGAACCUACCUCAGGGAAGGGUUGAUAAACAUUAGUGGCUGGGAUAACAUUGUUUGGUUCACGUUCACGGACUUUUGACGAUGUCUCUGCUCGGUCAGAGCCAGCAGUUGUUCCCUACGAGUGUCCGGGUAACGGUGCGUCAGGCUCGGAACCUGCGGGUCAAGGGCAAGAAUGGCACCAACGACGCCUAUGCCAUCAUCCAGGUGGCCAAGGAUAAGUUCUCCACCUCGGUGGCAGAGAAAUGUGUGGCUCCGGUGUGGAAGGAAGAGGCUUCGUUCGACCUGCCGCUCUUCCACCCGGAAAACACUGACCGCUGUACGCUGUACAUCAUCGUGAUGCACCGGGCUCAGGUGGGUCUGGACAAAUUCCUGGGCCAGGCUGUCAUCAACCUGCUGGACCUUUAUGACAACAAGUCCCGCAACAAAACAGAGUGGUUCAAGCUGGUGAAUAAGGAUAAAAAGGAGGACAAGGUGCGAGGGGAGGUCCAGCUAGAUGUCAACUUUAUGAGAAACAACAUGUCAGCGAGCAUGUUUGACCUUUCUAUGCACGACAAGCCGCGCUCUCGCAUCUCCAAGCUGAAGGACAAAGUCAGAGGGAAAAAAAAGGAUGGCUUCUCUGACUCUGCUUCAGCCAUCGUUCCCUCUGUCAGCCAGGUCCUCACGGACAGCGAGGGCGAGCCCGACACUCAGUCGCUCAGCCAGUCUCCGGAAGUUAAGAAGAAAUCUAAACUCAAAACCCUCUUUGCCCCUAAAUCCAACUUGGAGCGUAACAUGUCUCAGUCCAUGUUUACGCUCGGGACUCUCCCUGAGAAGAAUUCAUCCCUCAGCAGCAGCCGCUCUUCUGGCCUCAAUGUUGAUUCUCCUGAAGGAAAAAAGAAAUUUAAAUUACUGGGACACAAGAGAACAGGCAGCUCCGACAGCAAGGUGUCCCUGGGUGGUUUCUCUUUACUGGGCCGCUCAAAACACAGCAACAGCGACCAGAACAACCUGUGUAUCAAUGGCAACCACGUGUACACUGAGGAGGCAGAGAGCAGGAAUGGAUCUACACUCAGUCUGAACACCUCAGAGCAAGGAUCUGCAGAAGAUGUCCGCAAACACGCUCCACUUGGCUUCGCAGAAAGUGUACCUGUUCCUUCCUUUAGACCAGAAUCAACAGGUAAAGCUGUAGUAGAGCAACAGCGCCAUCAAGAGGAGGAGAAAAAAAGAUUGGCUGAAGAGAAGCGCAUCGCAGAGGCAAAGAAGCUGGAGGAAGAGGAGAGAUACAAGGCAGAGGCCAAGAGGCUCCAGGAGGAAGAGCAGCGCAGACAGCAAGAGGAACAGGAGAGGCGAAGGCACUUCAUAGAGAGUGACGCAAGUAGGAAGAAGCAGAAGGAGGCAGAGGAGGAAGGAAGGAUGCUGGAAGAAGCUGAAAACCAGAGGUUCGAGGAAGAACGCCGAAGAGCAGAGGAGCAGAAGCGUCAGGAGGAGGCCUCCAUGAGUGACAGGCUGACUUCUCUGUUUGGGAUGAUCAGAAAGAAGGAGGAGAAAAAGGAUGAAGCACAGCAACAAACAAAAGAGGAGCAGAAACCCUCCCCAGCCCUUCACACCGAGUCUGAACAACUGGGCCAACCCGCCUCCAGUCACUCCACUAACCCGUUUGAGGACAUUCCCAUCAGCUCACACUCUCCACCUGCCAAUAAUCAAGGUCCAUCUGAUCACCUCCAGUCCAGCCGUAACCCUCAACCCCCCACGGCCACCAUGUUCCUCAGCCGCACUCCUAAAGUGUCUGCAGUCAAGCCCAGAUCAGCUCAAGCGUUGGAGUCUCAACCUGCCGCCUCCCAAACCCCCAGUCUGUCCUCAGCCCAGUCUGAGUCCACUCUCUCUAGUGUUCCAUCUGAGGCCCCAGAUACGUUCUCCAACCUACAUUCAUCGUUGGCUCCACCAAACAUCUGCCAAGGCCUGUUGGGUUCUCCUGGCAGCAGCAUUGAGGACUUAUCAGGAUCUCCACCAACCAUGGCAGACCACAAGAAAAGAGCCCUCCUACCUCCUUCUUAUCCUGUAAAUGGAGCACAGAGUCAAGGAGAUCCUGUCAGAGAGAUUCAGAACCCUGCAUAUGUGGAAGAUGAUGGCUCACAGCAGACCAAAAGGACAUCUGUACCACUUCCUGUUUAUGAGUCACUCUUUCCAAAGAGACACGGAGUGCAAGGGCAAAUCCGAUGGGACAACAUAGUGGCUGAGGUCAACCAAAAAUACCGAUUGCGUACACCUGAGCUUAUGGGUCCUGAGAUGAGUGUGGAUGGCCCAGAAGAGCCUAAACCAAGGCCCAGAUCAUCCACACCACAGAAGAAUCCUGCCACGAGGAAAAAGGAGGAGAUCAAGCCUGUGUCGACCAAAAAAGUAGCAGCUCCACUUCCCCCCAAAUCAGUCUCACCGGUCCCACGAUCAUUCAUAGAUUCUAGUCUGAAAAAGAGUCUGAGUACUUCUCCCCGCUCUCUGUCAAGGCCUAAUUCAGCCUCAGUCCCUAAAUCGGACAGCUCCACAGGUGGGACGUUACGAGAUAAAGACAAGAAGACUCCUUCACGUGCAGCCUCACUAAGCCUGGCAUCUGUUAACACAACUCCAGAAGAUCAAAGGAAAGAGCAAGUCGGCGUGAACAAAGAAGCUCCCACAGCUAAACCCAGACAACGACUUAGUGGUGUGGAGCCAACGAGACAGGAGGAAUCCGUCGGGAAGACGGAUGGGCGGCCAUUGUCCAGUUUGAGGGUGGGCAGUGCGGACAAAAAGGACGACUUUGCUCAGCCUGAUCAGAUUCCCAGGGCAGAUCUUCCCAAAGGCUUGUUGGGACAUUUGGAUCCUAACAAAGAAGUGAAGGUUUUUGGUAAAGUACAGACUGAGCAAAAAUCAGAACAAAGAGAACCUGCGGCAGAUGAUCCUGAUGCCAUCUUUAAUCAAGAAGGAACAACUGACAGCAGGAGCAGCAGCGAUUCAGUCAAACUGAGUCAAAACCGAAAAAACGAAGAUGAUUCGAAGCAGCUUAGUCCCACUUUUCAGAGGAGGAAUUCACAAAGAGGGAAGAGGAUCUUUCCAGCCACAAGUCGCUCUGAAAACAAGACUUUCAUGUCUGAAGAAGAUCCUUUGUUUAAAGAGGCCAUAAGCUCAGCUUCAGCUCACCAGGUUUCCUCUACGAGAGAUAUCGCCGACACUUCUGUCACCACGCAGCCUCAGCCUACUGGGAGAACGGAAGCCGGCGCGUUUGCAGGAGAUGAUCCAACCAGAGCCCAACAUUUUUAUGUGUCUUCAUCUUUGGCUCCCCCGGGACCCCUCCCGGUGGUUCUGGAGGAACCGGCGCCUCAGACAGAAAAAGCACUUUUGAGAGCGUGGGUCUCUCCCUCGGAGGUGCAGCCUGUCAGUACUCAGAGUAGUAAUGGAAGUGUUUUACGCAGACCUCACCCUGUGAAGCCCUUGAGCCCAGCAGACAGCCAGCAUGCUGCCACCAGUCCUGCUGUGAAAGACAUAAAGGUUUGGGACACCACUCUGGGAAAGACUAAGGGUGGAGGAUCCGGUCCUUACAGUCAGCUGACACAGGAGGAACUGAUUUCCCUGGUGGUCAAGCAGCAGACGGACCUGUCCAAGAAGGACGGCAAGAUCGCCGAGCUGGAGGAGUACAUCGACAACCUGCUGGUCCGAGUCAUCGAGGAGAAACCGUCCAUCCUGAAUUCCCUCAACAUGGCCAAGCUGGUGUGAAGGUCCGUUUCCUGAAGACCACACUCCCUGUAAAAGGCUCCGCUGGGUGUUACGUAUCUGUUUUUGGUCGUCUGGUUUUACCACAUAAACCUCUUAUAAAUGCACUUUUUCACUUUCAGUGGCAAUAAAGGUCUGAGAGGAGAAGGGAAAUUGUUAAAUAUUUUAACAUUUAAAAAAUUAAAAAUUUUAUGCAAAUGAAUGUAUUUGUUGACACUAGGGUACAAAACAAUGUUUGAAGACAUGUUUUUGGUUUAUAAAUACCUGAUAACAUGUUGUCUUUAAGCUGUUGUCUGUUCAGUCAAAGAUCUUAAACAGCUGUUCACCUGUCCUUUCACACCUUAAGUCUUAUAUUUGAUGUGUUUUUAGGACAGCUUAUUUUCUCUGGUUGUGGUCAUCACAUUGGAAUAGUGUUUGGCCUUUUUAGAGACACGAUUUCUGCAGGGUGCUUUUAUUUCUGUUUAUUUGACAUUCCAUCGCAUUUGCUGCACAUUUAUUUUAUUGUAUUUUAUUUUAUUGUGUUUUGUUUAAACCAUUAAAUAUAUUAAAUUCUAAAAUUGCUACAUUUGAAUAUAUUUAUGAAGGAAAAACUCAAAUUAACCAACAGUAACCCUAACCAGCAUAGUUCGUUAUUGUGGCUGAAUCACAUUAACAAACGUGUUUCCUGAAAUCCCUUUCUGAAUGUGGAACCGUGCCUUUCAGCUCUUGUAGUGAUUUUGUGUUUCUGAGCUUUUCUUUAUUUAACUAAAUGUUCAAUGAAUGUACUGAAACUCUUAAUUUCCCUUCCCUGGGACAAAUCAAGCUUUUCAUUUCAUUUUCAUUUCAGCUUACUCAAGUUAAUUGGACACUACUGCUGAUGUAAAGUUAUUACAGAAGGAACUAUUAUAUUUUAUUUGUAAUAAAGACUCUUAAGUAUUA
Molecule: messenger RNA, 5195 nt
Organism: Nothobranchius furzeri (turquoise killifish)
Lineage: Eukaryota; Metazoa; Chordata; Actinopteri; Cyprinodontiformes; Nothobranchiidae
Source: RefSeq, a predicted model, not a curated record